Colletotrichum truncatum is the source of this 1725-nucleotide messenger RNA. Lineage: Eukaryota; Fungi; Ascomycota; Sordariomycetes; Glomerellales; Glomerellaceae. The record is from RefSeq and is a predicted model, not a curated record.
AUGGUCUUCUCAGCCCAAACAAGAGACCUCGGUCUAAAUCUCUCGACCAUCAGUAUCUCGCCUUUGGUAAAAGGGAAUGGGCAGCAGGCGAACGAUUUCCACGGCAAUAGGUUAGCCAAGGCCCCGUCCGACGGUAUGCCUUGUCCUGAAGCUUGCCCGUUCUGCAUGACUGCAUUUGUAGACCAGGAUCGAGGCCAAAACCCGGAUCUCUGUGAUCCUCGUCUCCAACAGCUCGAUGUUAGUUUCUGGACCAACGUCCCCAUCGCCAACGAUUAUGCCGCUCGAGUAAUCUCAUUGUAUCUUACGACCGAUCAUCCACUCUUAGGCAUCUUUGACCCCGAACUGUUUGUUAUGGAUCUUGUCCAUAAGCAGGCAACGCAUUGUUCACACCUGCUCGCCAACUCAGUGUUGUAUUGGGGAUGUCAAAUGUACACUGCUAUUGAUGAAGGGGCAAGCGAACUCGCCGACCAGUUUUGCAAAGAGGCCGAGAGGCUUUGGCUGACGGAACAAAAUAAUGAUACCAUCCUAAAUACAGCCAGCGCACAACUUUUAAGCUUGGCUUAUCUUGGCCAUGGCAAAGAUCACUACGUCCUUAAAUACCUUGCUGCAGCUCUAGGUAUGGGCAAAAGACUCUUCUUAUUUGGCGUGGAGCCAAAAGAAGCUUUGACGCAUCUGCAUCCUAUGUCUCCAGAAAUGCAGAAGGCAGUUGCUUACACUGCUUGGGGAGUCUUCAACUGGGGUGUUCUAAUUACACUUUUUUACCAGCAACCGGAUCUGGACUACCCAGAUCAUCCCCCUGUCUUACCGAUACCCGGGGAAGCGGUAUCCGGUCAAAAGCAUGACAUGUCACCAGGCUUUAGCUCCGAUAUGUCAGAGGAACACAUCCCGUUGUACAUGGGCCGAACCUUUCCGACAUUAUGCAGAUUCUGGCGCAUUAUACACGAGGUCACUCCGGUGUACUAUAAAGGACGGCAAAGCCCUUUACCCGAUGUUUCUCUCGACUUUGCCGAGUUUAAAUAUCGUGAGCUGCUUGCUUUGAUGGAUAAACUUCCGUCGGAUCAAGUAUUGAGGGACCACUGCCCACAUCAUGUCGUUAUUUUUCAUAUUUGGUUUCACGCUGCCAUUCUCGAUAUCUUUCGUCCCUUCAUGCGUCAACCACAGCACGGACAGCUUCACCUCAAGACGUUUUCCGCCCGCAGAUCCACUCCUGACGCCGCCUUCCAUGCAUCAGUCAACCAACUAAAACGUCUUGUCAUCAAAUUUCGCUGUAACUACGAGUCGUCUACCUACACACUACUUUGGCAGACUGCCUUGAUAUAUGUGGCAAACGCCGUUUUACAUGAUACAGACAAUCCUGAAUGGCGAUUCUAUUUUCUAGUGUGCAUAUAUGGUUAUGAAGGACUCAGAAAGUCAUAUCGAGUUGCGGAAAUUGUUUCUCAAGGUCUACUGACUAUGACAGUACGCGACGGAGAUAUAUCUAGCAGCGAAGCAAGGCAACUGCUCAAUGAGAUCAAGGAAGUAGAGGGCAGUCAUGCUUCAGGCGAUGUCAGAGCUACAUUCAUGGUCGAUCUUGAUCUGGCCAUGGUAGACCCAGAAGCAGCUAGGGUGGAGAACUUGGCAGAAAGGUUCGAGGACAUUGCUCUCUUCAGAGACUUCACGACAGUGGAAGAUGAAGAACACACGAGACGCCGAGAGAAGGCAGAGUGGAGUGGUAGCGAUAAAUGA